UUUUUUUUAAAGCGAAGAGUUGCUGGAGCAGUUAGCUGGUUGGGUGACGAAUUGUCAACGCUGAAGUUCUAGCAGUUACACACAGGCUAUUUUUAAUCUGUAGCCACAGUCAGUUAAAUUCAAGGCUAAAACGCGCGACAUUGUCAAAAAAAAAAAUAUGGGCUGAAACGCGCUACAAACAGAGCAGCAGCUUGUUGACAACUGGGUGGCAGUAAAAGUAGCGAACUCGCUCGGGUUCUGUUUAUCGAGUCCUUCUUGUUUUAUCGAGUCUCGGUUGUUCAGUAAACCCGGGGACUGUGGUGUGCAUAUUAACCACUUAAACUAAAGUUGUGUAAUGUAUAGCAUAUUCGGCUAAUCACACUUAGUUAGCUAGCUAGUUAGCUAGCUAGCAAGCAAGCUAGCAGGUUUAUUUUGGGUUUACUAGCUUCUCAGUGAGAAAGCGUUGCCAAAACAUAGCUAGUUACACAUUUCUUUACAGUUGUAAUUAUUUGUAAAGUAAAUAAAUAGUGUUUAUAUGAGUUAUCGUAAUGCAUGACGCCUAUGAGCCCGUGCCUAUUUUGGAGAAACUGCCCCUCCAAAUCGACUGCCUGGCGGCCUGGGAGGAUUGGCUCCUGGUGGGGACUAAACCAGGUCAUCUCCUUCUCUACAGAAUAAAGAAGGAUGCAGGCACAAACAGAUUUGAGGUACUACUAGAGAAAUCCAACAAGAACUUCUCCAAGAAGAUCCAGCAGCUGUAUGUUGUAUCCCAGUACAAGAUUUUGGUCAGUCUCUUGGAGAAUAAUAUCCAUGUCCAUGACUUGCUCACAUUCCAGCAGAUCACUGUGGUAUCAAAGGCCAAGGGUGCAACACUCUUUGCCUGUGACCUGCAGCAGUCCAGUUCAGGUGAAGCAAAGUUGCGGAUGUGCGUUGCUGUCAAGAAGAAACUUCAGCUGUAUUACUGGAAGGACAGGGAGUUCUAUGAAUUACAGGGAGAUUUCGCAGUUCCUGAUAUUCCAAAGUCCAUGGCUUGGUGUGAAAAUUCCAUAUGUGUGGGUUUCAAGCGUGACUACUAUCUAAUCCGGAUGGAUGGACGUGGCUCAAUUAAAGAGCUGUUCCCAACAGGGAAGCAACUGGAGCCACUGGUUGCCCCACUGGCUGAUGGGAAAGUAGCUGUGGGUCAGGAUGACCUCACUGUUGUCUUGAAUGAGGAAGGAAUCUGUACACAGAAGUGUGCUCUCAACUGGACUGACAUCCCUGUUGCAAUGGAGCACCAGCCUCCUUACAUUAUAGCUGUGCUGCCACGGUAUGUGGAGAUUCGCACCUUUGAACCAAGGCUGUUGGUGCAGAGUGUGGAGUUACAGAGGCCACGUUUCAUCACCUCUGCAGGGCCCAAUAUUGUGUACGUUGCCAGCAACCAUUUUGUCUGGCGACUUGUGCCAGUCUCCAUAGCAAGCCAAAUUCGGCAGCUCCUACAGGACAAACAGUUUGAGCUGGCACUUCAGCUAGCGAAGAUGAAGGAUGACGCAGAUGGUGAUAAGAAGCAGCAGAUUCACCAUAUUCAGAAUCUGUAUGCCUUUAAUCUCUUCUGUCAGAAGCGUUUUGAUGAGUCUAUGCAGGUGUUUGCCAAGUUGGGGACAGAUCCAACUCAUGUGAUUGGGCUGUAUCCAGACCUCCUGCCCUCUGACUACCGUAAACAGCUGCAUUACCCCAAUCCUUUGCCCACACUCACUGGUGUAGAGCUGGAGAAGGCCCACCUGGCUCUGAUCGACUACCUAACGCAGAAGCGCAGUCAUUUGGUGAAGCAGCUGAAUGACUCUGACCCCUCCACCACGUCCCCGCUUAUGGAGGGCACGCCUACAAUCAAAAGCCGCAAAAAGCUCCUUCAGAUCAUAGACACCACCCUGCUCAAAUGCUACCUUCAUACCAAUGUGGCCUUGGUGUCACCCCUUCUGCGUCUAGAAAACAAUCAUUGUCAUGUGGAGGAGAGUGAGUAUGUGCUGAAGAAGGCCCACAAGUACAGUGAGCUCAUCAUCCUCUAUGAGAAGAAGGGCUUGCAUCAGAAGGCCCUGCAGGUCCUGCUGGAUCAGUCUACUAAAGCCAACUCCCCUCUAAAGGGUCAUGAACGGACAGUGCAGUAUCUCCAGAGACUGGGGGCAGAGAAUCUCGGCAUUAUCUUUGAGUUUUCCCCAUGGGUGCUAAAGAUUUGUCCAGAGGACGGUCUCAAGAUUUUUACAGAGGACCUUACGGAGGUAGAAAUGCUGCCCAGAGACAAGGUGCUAUACUUCCUGAAGGAGGGUUUUAAUGAACUGGCUGUGCCAUAUCUGGAGCACAUUAUCCAUGUGUGGGAGGAAACGGGCCCUGACUUCCACAAUGUGCUGAUCCAGCUCUACCUGGAGAGAGUACAAGCGCUGAUGAAAGAGUAUCUCAACUCGCUGCCUGAGGGUGUCCCAGCUGUGGCUGCAGGGAAGGAGGAAGGAGAACUUGGAGAGUUACGGAACAAGCUGUUGUCUUUCCUAAAUAUUUCAAGAUACUAUGAGCCAGAGAUUCUCAUCAGUGACUUCCCAUUUGAUGGUCUCUUGGAGGAGCGAGCCCUGCUUCUGGGCCGCAUGGGAAAACAUGAGCAGGCACUCUUUAUUUAUGUGCACAUACUCAAGGACACGUACAUGGCUGAGGAGUAUUGUCAUAGACAUUACGACAAGUCAGCAGACGGAAAUAAAGAUGUGUAUCUGUCUCUUUUGCACAUGUACUUGUCUCCUCCAGACGCACACUGUCUGGGUCCUAUUAAGAUGGAGCUGUCUGAGCCCCAGGCUAAUCUUCAGGCUGCUUUGCAGGUCCUUGAGCUGCACCACAACAAGCUCAACACUACUAAGGCAAUAAACCUGCUUCCAGCGAACACUCAGAUCACAGAGAUUCGUGUGUUUCUCGAGAGUGUGUUGGAGGAGAAGGCCCAAAGGAAACGCUUCGACCAGGUACUCAAGAGUCUGCUGCAGGCUGAGUUCCUCCGGGUCCAAGAAGAGCGAAUCUUUCAUCAGCAGGUGAAGUGCAUCAUUACUGACGAGAAGACCUGCCGGGUGUGUAAGAAGAAGAUUGGAAAUAGUGCCUUUGCCAGGUAUCCAAAUGGUGUUGUGGUCCACUAUUUUUGCCGUGAGGAUCGCAGUUUGUGUCCCACAGACCAGUGAGAUGUCUCGACUGCAUACACUUACUGUAAUACACACCUCCAACUACUCCUCCUUAAGAUUUUUACAUGAGGCGUUUCAUGCUGCACAACUAAAGGAAAUGCCAGUCUGUCUUAAAAAAAAAAAAUUCCUAAGGAUUUUGGCACAGUAAAUCCACAUGUGGUUAUGGAGAAGUUACGGUACCUUGGACUAAUGGCUUCUUAGCCCUGCACACGAUGAUGGAUGGAAACAUUUUUACAUGAAGACAUAAUUGCUAUUGCACUCUGGCUUUGAAGACAAUUAAGUCAACACCACGUACUGUAGAUUUAUGCUUUUCUUGUGUGAAAUAAUCACAUCGUCUCUCAUCCACUGAUUAUAUAUUUUACUUCUAUUAUUUUUGGAGCAUGUUUCUGUCCAACUUUCUCAUAUGCCUUGUAUGUAAAAAUGAGAAGGAAAACGUUUGUGUCAAAUCGGUCACUGUUGUGUUCUAGCCCAUUUACACGCAGGCCGUUAAGCUGAGUCAGCUUGCAUGUGCCCUCUGCUUCACUGUGUUCACUUGAGGUUGCAGAAGGGAAAUCAGACACUCAUGGAUUUUUAUUUUUUUUUCCCCCCCUCGUUUCUCGCACACGCCAUUUUUGUAGUUUUUGGUCUGAUGUACGCUGUAAUUUAUUCUAAACUUAAGAGUGGAGAUGCAACUUUUUAUGCAAAAUGCGUCAGACCCUUUUUGAGUCUUUAUAAUAACAGGCUUAAUAACGACGGUAUUAGUUCUGUGAUUAUAGCAGCGUGGCACUUUUUUUUUUGGCUUCUACUUGGCUUUAAUUUAUUCUCACUAAUGAGCGAUGCAAGAAAAAGUACUAAUGAUUAAAAGUGAAUCCAUUACACACUGAUGUUGCUGUAAAUGUUAAAGAUAAUCUCAUGUGGAAAGGCGUCUGUUUGGGGGCACCGACGCACUUGCUUGUUAAAAUGUGUGCUUGAAUGUAUUGCAUUUAAUUUGUCACCAUCAUUCAUCUUUCCUCUGUUAUUAUAUGAUCAGCCAUGACCUAGACUGUUGCUAUGGAGAGGAAAAGACGGUUGCUUUUGUUUGUAAGCAGUGUAAUAUAUGAGAGGAAUUCGAGUUUAAAGAAUGUAUGAGUUGUAUUUUACGUAUGACUGAGUGAUAUUAAUGCUAAUAAACAUGUAUCUUGUCAUGUGCA
Messenger RNA from Neoarius graeffei (lesser salmon catfish), 4327 nucleotides. It is a transcript of the gene vps39, whose product is annotated as VPS39 subunit of HOPS complex. The transcript has 24 exons. Gene Ontology annotation, cellular component: cytoplasm; membrane. The record is from RefSeq and is a predicted model, not a curated record. The coding region runs from base 528 to 3158 and encodes 876 amino acids. NCBI's taxonomy places the organism in Eukaryota, Metazoa, Chordata, Actinopteri, Siluriformes, Ariidae. Gene Ontology annotation, biological process: vesicle-mediated transport; endosomal vesicle fusion; autophagy.